This is a messenger RNA of Plasmopara halstedii, 1563 nucleotides long. RefSeq names its product cmgc cdk cdk8 protein kinase. Gene Ontology annotation, biological process: protein phosphorylation. Gene Ontology annotation, cellular component: mediator complex; nucleus. The coding region runs from base 1 to 1563 and encodes 520 amino acids. Lineage: Eukaryota; Oomycota; Peronosporomycetes; Peronosporales; Peronosporaceae. The transcript has 4 exons. The record is from RefSeq and is a predicted model, not a curated record. Gene Ontology annotation, molecular function: RNA polymerase II CTD heptapeptide repeat kinase activity; ATP binding; cyclin-dependent protein serine/threonine kinase activity.
AUGCGACGCUCGGCUUUGCGAAGGCCUGAAAGCCUGACGGAUAAGUACCGCAUUCUAGGCAAAAUUGGCGAAGGUACAUAUGGUAUGGUGUUCAAAGCUGAGGCUUACUCAGCAGCGUUGCUUCCACGUCCAUCUGUUGGUGGAACGAACGCUUCAGAGGACGAGGAGCCCAUGACGUUCGCUAUUAAGCUAGUCAAGUCUCAUAAAGAGGGCAAAAACGACGUGGUUUUGUCGAGUGCUACCAUUCGAGAAAUUAAAUUAUUGCGAGAGCUGCAUCAUGACAACGUCGUCCAUCUCCAUGAUGUGCAUGUGGAUCCAAGGGAGAAAUUAUUGGCCCUCGUAUUUGAGUACGGAGAUCACGAUCUGCACGACAUCAUCGUACAGAGCAAACAAAAGCCUUUGGGCGAGUACACGCGCAAGUCACUGAUGUACCAAAUAUUAAAGGGGGUAGACUAUAUGCACGACGCGUGGGUCAUGCAUCGAGACAUGAAGCCGCAAAAUAUCCUGGUGGUUGGUCAUGGACGUAAGAGGGGUCAAGUCAAAUUAGCAGAUUUAGGUCUAGCACGUAUUUACAAAGAGCCGAUCAAAGCAUUAACUGAUGUUGAGCGUGUAGUCGUGACGCUCUGGUAUCGAGCGCCUGAGUUGCUACUGGGAGCAAAACAUUACACAAAAGCAGUGGAUUUAUGGGCUGUGGGCUGCAUUUUCGUCGAGUUGAUUAAUACCCGCGAGCUGUUCUGUGGUAAAGAGGUGGAAGGGUCAAAUGCACCGUUUCAAAAAGAUCAGCUGGAUAAAAUUUUUAGAGUUUUAGGUAUGCCGACUUCGCAGUCUUGGGAAGGAUUAGAGAAUCUUCCUGAAUACAAUCACCUCGUGCAGAUGGGACGAGAACGAAAGUACCCGACGCAGUCGGAGUUGAAAAAUGCAGUCAAAGUUGGUCCGGGCCGUGCUGGCGCAGCGUUACUUGAUCUCCUUUCAAGACUUUUAGAAUAUGACCCUGAAACACGCAUUACGGCUAAAGAAGCGCUUCAACAUGAGUACUUCAAAGAGAUUGAGCCUGAACCUCGAGAUUGGGCGUUUGAUGAACCUGGCAAAGAACCUGUCUCCUUUCGUACGCAGACCGUUGAACCUGUAGCGGACGAUGCACUUCCUUGGAGAAGCAAAAAAGAAGCUGUCACUGGAGCUGAAGGGGGCGCGUCCAGUCCUUUUCGCGACAAUCCAGUGAAUCGCCCUUUACAACAUCAUAACGACCAUCGUAAUCGAGAGGGAGACUCGCGUAGUCGUAGCCACCAAAGCUCACGAGAUGCACAGCAGCAACCUCAACGACGUAACGAUCGUAACAAUUCUGGAGAUUUUAGUUUUGCACGAGACAAUCGAAAUCGAGGACAACCUGGUGGAGGAAACAUACAAAAUCCAAGCGGGCAGGCAUGGAGAGAUCGGAGCACAGGUCGAAUGCCAAGUUCUGGCUCUAAUUUUGGUCCAGCGGCUGGAAAUAAGCGACCAGGAAAUGGGGAGCGCCCCAUGAGCGGAGGUCGUCCACGUACUCCAAAACAACAACGACGAAGAUGA